Messenger RNA from Penaeus chinensis, 2159 nucleotides. RefSeq names its product phosducin-like protein. Lineage: Eukaryota; Metazoa; Arthropoda; Malacostraca; Decapoda; Penaeidae. The record is from RefSeq and is a predicted model, not a curated record. Bases 149 to 1042 code for a protein of 297 amino acids. The transcript has 8 exons. Gene Ontology annotation, biological process: regulation of G protein-coupled receptor signaling pathway.
CGCGUCGCCUCCGCUAGAUGUCAGAGCGACUUGUUUUGACUCGGAGAAAAAUCAAUAAUUAAUUCCUCAUUUCGGCGCCUCCUUAUCUCUCCCAUUCUCCUCAUUUCCCUGGUGUUUUCGUCGAGCAAAUUUGAGCAUCUGAGACACCAUGGCCACUCUAGAAGACCGCAUCCUUGGGGAGAAGCUAGAGUAUUAUUGCAGCAGCUCGGAAGACGAGAGUGAAGAUGACAACGAGGAGGACGAGGAAUCAGGGUCGCAGUCAGCUGUCAAGGAUGCAAGUCUUGAGCCUCCUCCUGAGAUGGAGCUGCGGAGCUGGGAGGGAUCUUCCACCAAUACUGGGCCCAAAGGUGUGCUGAAAGAUUGGCAGCGUUUCAAACAGUUGGAGACAGAAAAACGCAAAGAGCAAGAAAGAGAGCGCCUUGAUCUUGCGAAGAAGCUAGCAAUGAGCUGCAGGUCACAUCUCGAGGACGAAAAGGACAAGGAGAAGCAGAACGAGGAGGAGGAGGACGUGGACCGCCUGAUUGACGAAGAGUUCCUGCGGCAGUACAUCUCCAAGAGGAUGGAGGAGAUGAUGGCCACAACCUCCACCAAGGCCCAGUUCGGUACACUGAUUGCACUCGAUAACGGAGACUCAUUCCUUGAUGCCAUUGACAAAGAGGACAAGGAUGUCACAAUUAUUGUUCACAUAUAUGAGGAAGAAGCUGCAGGAUGUGAGGCCAUGAAUGGUUGCCUGGCUUGCUUGGCUCUGGAGUAUCCACAUGUCAAAUUCUGCAGAUUACACGCAACAGCGGCAGGUGUCAGCAGUCGCUUUAAAGUGACAGGUCUACCAGCAUUGCUGAUCUACAAAAGUGGACAGAUGGUGGGCAACUUUGUCCGCCUCACGGAUGAAUUUGGUGAAGACUUUUAUGCCACUGAUGUGGAAUCAUUCCUUAUAGAACAUGGAAUGCUCAUCGACAAGACCCUGAUCCCUCCCGGAGUCACCAUCAAGGGACCUUCCAUCAUGAAGGAGGAUGAAGACAGUGACUUCAGUCUGGAGGACUAACCCCCCACACCCUUUCCUAAAGGCGUAUGGUUAAGUUCCUCCUCACCUCGUCUCCUCUGCUCUCGUCUUCCUCGGCGGUGUACGCCCUCGAUGCCAGUCUCAACCACAGCCGUAGGAGGGUUCUCUGUCCUUGUGCAUUAGGGUUCUCUCUUGACUUGGGUCACAAUGAAAAUUCGUGUUCUCGGUUAUCAAUUAUGAUUUCGCUGAUGUCUUCUUCUUUUGUGUCUGUGGAAGAAAGGUAUAAUUGAAGAGUGACUGAAGACCCACAGUUCAAAUAUAACUUUGUGUUUGCAAAGUGAUUUAUCUUAUAUAUCUUUAUCUAUAUCUAUGUGUCUGUUGAUCAGUCUAGAUAUCUGUCUCUCUGUGUAUCUAUAUAGAUAGAUAGAUAUAAGGAUAUAGGUACUUUUUCUUCUAUUUCCUCUUCUUCAUGAUCAUCAUCAUGUCCAUUUCAUUAUUACAAGUUAAAUUCCUUGUGAUUACUCAGAAACAUAGGAAUGUGCCAUCGUAUUUUACCACUAACACCAUUACAAAAAACUCAUAUAUAUAUAUAUAUAUAUAUAUAUAUAUAUAUAUAUAUAUAUAUAUAUAUAUAUAUAUACAUACAUACUCUUUAAAGAUACACUAGUAACUUCAAACCAUUUGGUAAGGCUGUGUAAAAAAAUGUUACUCCUGUUCAAAAGAUGUGAAUUACCAAAAUCUUUCAAAAGACUGUGCAUAGUGUAAGGAAAUUAGAGAGGCCACAGUGUAUAAUAUUAUUUUAAUGGCAUUUAUUUGAUGACAGACCUGAUGUGUUGUGUUGCAGGGUCUGAUUAUGUGCUGAGAAUGUACCAGGUUUCUCAUUGUCUUAUUUAGAAAGACAUUCCUGAAUCUCUCUUCUGUGUCCUUGCCUGUAAAAGUGACAUCACUGAUAGUUCUUUGCAAUCAUGUUUUGUUUUUUCUCCCUUUCUUGAUUUUCCUCCAGGACCCUAUUUGCCACUUGUUAAAAUCUUUUGACUAAUUACUUGAAUUUAUAUAGUAAUAAUGUUCAACAUAAUGUGGUACAAUACGCAUAUGUAAUGUAUGUAAAACUAACAAGAAGUAUUUUGUAAUGAUAUAUGCAAUACAAACUAAAUGUUAU